GUCGGCGUCGAAGUUUUUUACUUUUGUUUGAAUUUUGAUUAUAAACGCAACAUAAAUAGUAUAAUUUGGAAAUUAAAGUAGCCAGUUCUAUUGCGUCAAUUGCGACAUAUUGUGGGAGUGACUCGUAGAACAAGCAAAAGAGAAAGAAACAAAUGCAGUGUAAUUCGCAGCUUGUGGCCGCGUCAUGUGUCAUAGCGGUAUUGAUGUUAGUGACCGCGCAGUCGACACAUGCGGCUACGUCUCAGGCAGGACUGCAGCCAGGUGGCAAGCUAAUCGAAUUGGACGAGGAUAAUUGGCACUUGAUGCUGAAAGGCGAAUGGAUGAUUGAAUUCUUUGCUCCAUGGUGCCCGGCAUGCAAGAACCUGGCACCAACUUGGGAACGGUUCGCACGCGUUGCGAAGGAUGUCAAGGUGGAGGUCGCCAAAAUCGAUGUGACUACAUCGCCAUCCCUCAGUGGCCGUUUCUUUGUCACCGCCUUGCCCACCAUCUAUCACGUCAAAGAUGGCGAAUUUCGUCAGUAUCGUGGAGCCCGCGACGGGGACGCUCUGCUACACUUUUUGAAGAAACAGCAGUGGCAGAGCAUUGAGCCGCUGUCCGCCUGGAAGAAGCCCGACACUAUCCAUAUGUCCGUGCUAUCCUAUUUCUUCAAGCUGUCGCACACCCUAAAGCACACGCAAAAAUUCUUUAAGGAUUUUAACGGGCGCUUACAAGAGGAAUACGGACUGCCCACAUGGGGCUCCUAUGCUCUGUUCGCAAUCGCCACCAUCUUCGUUGGCGCCGCGCUGGGACUGCUUCUUGUAUGCCUUGUGGACUUUGUGUAUCCACCCAAAAAAUCUCAGCGGCGGAGCUUCUCAGAGUCUCAGGACAAUCUAGCUGAGGGCGUUGAAGACCUGGCCACCGAGGAAAUCGAAGAUGAUGGCGAGGCUGCCGACGAUGAUGAGGAGCAACCGGAAGAUAGCGUCGAGGAAGAAGAAGAGGAGGAGGACGAUGAAGACAAGAGUAGCACGAAGGACUCUAACGAUGUUCCAGUUUUCCAGAAAGAGGCCCACAAAGUUGUCGAUGAGUUGGAAAAGAUCGAAAAAGAAGUAGCGAAGCAAUCAGGAGAUGCCGGUCUAGAAAAACUCGAAAAAACAGACCAAGUGCGCAAGCGCAAACCUCGCAAGGCGGAUUAGAUCCAGUCCAUUUCAGUAAUUGGACCAGCAACAAAAGACUAACAAACAGAAACAGAAUCAAGAAAAAUUUAGCAUUUUACAAAGCAAAUUGUUUUUACAUAUUCAUAUAAACUGUAAGCAAGUCAGGUCCUCGGCUCUGCGCACAUAAAAAAAUAUUUUUUUCUACACUUAAUACCAACACCAAAAGCAUACAAAGUUUACACGAGGGAUGGACCCUUAAUAUGUAUUUCCUAAAUAUGGGGUGCAA
Drosophila subobscura is the source of this 1419-nucleotide messenger RNA. RefSeq names its product thioredoxin-related transmembrane protein 1. NCBI's taxonomy places the organism in Eukaryota, Metazoa, Arthropoda, Insecta, Diptera, Drosophilidae. The transcript has 4 exons. The record is from RefSeq and is a predicted model, not a curated record. Bases 153 to 1172 code for a protein of 339 amino acids.